Molecule: messenger RNA, 5041 nt
Organism: Thamnophis elegans (Western terrestrial garter snake)
Lineage: Eukaryota; Metazoa; Chordata; Lepidosauria; Squamata; Natricidae
Gene: RYBP
Product: RING1 and YY1 binding protein
Exons: 5
Coding region: 547-1230 (227 amino acids)
Biological process (GO): positive regulation of DNA-templated transcription
Cellular component (GO): nucleus
Molecular function (GO): DNA binding; transcription coregulator activity
Source: RefSeq, a predicted model, not a curated record
GGCUCCCAGCGGCAGGCGGCUGAACCGAGGCGGGGUCACAUGCUGGCCUUGUGGGUGGCCAGGCGCCGCCCAAACGACGACGACGACGACGACACGCUCCUCUCGGUUCUCGCACGAAAUCGGGGCGACCUCCAUUCGUCGCCGAGGGAGCCGUUGGCCCGCCGCCGCCGCGACUGACGGGCUUUGAAGGGGGUGCGCGUGUGUGAGGUGGAAGGGAGGGGGUGCUGCACGUUCCCCUUCCCUCGCGCCAGCGGUAGCCGAAGGCCGAGCUGCCCGGAUUGGCCGGGGAGGGCCGCGAGCUCCGCCCGCUGUAGCCGUGCUUGCCUAGCUUGGAGAGAGAGAGAGAGAGAGAGGGAGGGGAAGAAGAGCGGGGCUGCGCUCCCUGCGCUGCCUAGUCUGGAGCGGGAGCCUGGCAGCGGCAGGAGCGGCGGCGGCGGCGGCUGCUGAGGAGCCGCCGGAGCCUGCUGGUCGGAGGACUCAGCCCCGUUGCCUUCCGCUCCGGGUGCGCGAGGAGGCGAGGAGAGGGGGCCCCGUCUCCACCGAUCCAUGACCAUGGGCGACAAGAAGAGCCCGACCAGACCCAAAAGGCAAGCUAAACCUGUAGCUGAUGAAGGUUUUUGGGAUUGUAGUGUCUGCACCUUUAGAAACAGCGCUGAAGCCUUCAAAUGCAGCAUAUGUGAUGUCAGGAAAGGCACCUCUACAAGGAAACCUAGGAUAAAUUCUCAGCUUGUAGCACAACAAGUUGCUCAGCAAUAUGCUACACCACCACCUCCUAAAAAGGAGAAGAAAGAAAAGGUGGAAAAGCAAGAAGAGAAAAAAACAGACAAAGAAAAAGAAGUUAGUCAAAGUGUUAUAAAGAAGAAUACCAACAAGAAGACUAAGCCAAAGUCAGAUAUUGUGAAAGAUCCUCCUAGUGAAGCAAACAGUAUACAAUCUGGAAAUACAACAAAGACCAGUGACUCAAAUCACACCUCAAGACCCAGACUGAAAAAUGUGGACAGAAGUACCGCUCAGCAGCUGGCAGUCACAGUAGGGAAUGUCACAGUAAUUAUCACAGACUUUAAAGAAAAGACUCGUUCUUCCUCCACAUCUUCAUCCACAGUGACCUCCAGUGCUGGAUCUGAACAGCAAAAUCAGAGUAGUUCGGGCUCCGAGAGCACAGACAAGGGCUCAUCCCGCUCUUCUACGCCAAAGGGCGACAUAUCGGCAGUCAACGAUGAAUCUUUCUAAGAAUUGCACAUGGAAUUGUGGGAAACUUAUGAAAUCAGGGUAUGAAAUUCAAAUAUUCCACCUGUCCACCAGGACAACCUGAGAAAGCUGCCAGUGCCACCUCCUCUUCCUUUUCUCCUUGUGCUUCAACAUGCUUUUUGGAUAUCCUUCCCUUAAUUGAUGACACCUGGACGCUUUGGUCUCACUGUGGGCAUCUGGCUACCAAGGAAUUUCGCACCCUGAGAAUUACUUUCUGAUGUUUAUGUAUUCCAUUGUUUUAUAUGAUUUUCCUAACAAUCAUUUAUAGUUGGAUGUGCUCCUGACUCUACUUUUUUAUAAAUCUGCUGUGCACAGUUUUUCCAUGAAUCUUACCACCAAUUUUAUUUUUGUUUUGGGUGAGGGAAUGUGAUGUAUGGGUAAGGGCGGGCUUAUAGGAGGCUUUUUAUUUAUUGUAUUCACAAACUUCAUUCUCUCUUGUUUGUUCAGCAUAUUUUUUGAGUUCAAAUCUCCCUCUUCCAGUUAUACUGUGUACUAUCAGUUUUGAUAUAAAUUAUAUAUAUAUAAAUAUAUAAAUAUAUAUAUAAAUAAAGUAUAUAUAGGGUUAUUUGAAACCAAUACAUGGAAACGCUGGUGCUUGAAACACUGUGAAGCUAAGCAAUUUAAGAUCUGGGACAGCAAGUGCCGUUUGGCAAGUGCUGAAACCCAACCGGAACCAGUCUUAGAUCAACAAAGUGUUCCCAGAGGUUCUAACAGAAACAGGACCUGGUUUUUCUCUUGUGCUUUGGCUGAAGAGUACUGGACAAAAAUAGAUAUCUAUUUUCUUAUUUUCUGUUCUUUUUGAAAUCCAAAAGGUGCUCCAAGUCAUUGCAUUUCCAGUUAAAGUAUCGGAAAACAAUACAUUUCUAGCCCUUUCCUACCUGUGUACCAAUUUUAAAAACAAUGAACAACUCCAGUUUCAAAAUGCUUAGUAUUAAUGUCCCUGAUGACUGCACAUUAACACUGCCUAUUUUGAAUAACAAAUCUCAUUCUCUUAUUGUCCAGAUUUAUAUUGGUGAUGGGAAAAGAUUUUUGAAUAUCAGUGGGGAAAUGUCAGACAGCUUUUAUAAUAGAAGGCAGUCCAAGGCCUUAAUAAUAAGUGCUCCCCUUAUAAUAACAUGAACCGAGAUCUAUUGUCACAUGAAUUGUUUUCAGUUCAAAUCUUCUAUAUGUGACUCUGCUUUUUUGUUAGUAAUUUAAUUCAUUUAAUUCCAUUUCCUUAGGAUUAUCAGUGCUUAGACAUGUCUCUCUACCAUAACUUGGUCUGAGAGCAAAAGUUGUAAAGACAUUUUUGUACUAAUAAGGGAGCAUCAGAAUGGCAAAUAACUUCCAUUUUUGUUUCGAAAACUGUUCUGAGAUUGUUUACUUACAGAUCCAAACUCUAUUGCAGUUUUAUCUAGCCGGUAUGUUUUUCUGCUUAAAACACUAGAAAGAAGAUGGAACACUUAAAAAAAAAAUCUUCAAACUCUUAUUGUGUGCUUUUUAGGUGACCCAGAGUGCUUUGCUAUACUUUCAGUAACCAUUUUUUAGUUUUGUCACAAUGAUUUCCAUGUAGGUUUUCUCAAGGGGCACUCAGCAGAACUUGGUGCUAGACAAUUACUGUACUCAUUUCUUGUUUGAAUAAUAUAAAUUAUUUCUGUUCUAGAGAGGCAUGAAAUGGUUGUGUUUUAUCAGUUUAAAGCCACAAACACAAACUUAUUUUAUAUCAGUCUGAAAAUUUUAACCUAUGCUUAACUGAAUAAAGUAAUUCUGCUCAAAGAGGUAGAGUAGCAGAGCAGUGCCUUUGCAGCUGCAUCUAUUUUGAUGAGUUUCUCAUUCAGUUGUUCUUAUAUCCUUUUUUUUUGAAAACUUAUUUUUAAAUUAUUUAUUGAAAAAUAAAAAAGAACCAAAGGAAAAACAGAUGUUUCUUAAGCUCUGAUAAUACAAUAUUAUCGUAGUUUUUAAUAGUCCACAUCAAUCCACAUUUUAACAUUGGUAAACAUUCCUUUUACAAGUUUGACUAUUCCUUUAAAGGAUCUCAGGGAGGGUAAAUUGGUCAGCCAUAAUUUAUUUUUGGAGAAAAAAAAUAAUUUUUAGAGAUGUUUUCAACUUAGUCCCAGAUAUGUGUGAUUUGCACAGAUUUUUUAAAAAAGAAACUUACAUCUAAAUUAAUUAGGCUUGUAUGCAUUUAGCUCCUUCCCAGCAAAGACCCAAUCUCUGAGCAUGUCUGCUGGAAGUUCACCAGUAUAUACAAAUGGUGUGCUUCCCUCUGUGGCUUGCUAGAAUACGGCCUUGGUUGAAGUGGGGGGAGAGCAGUGUGCGUGUUUAAGAAAACCAGUUACAGCAGAUACCACCCUCCAAUCAUUGCUGCUCCAUUCAUUUCCAAGGUGGCUUCUCAUAGGCUGUCAUUCCAGUGGGUAAGCAGCAGGGGUUAAUGGGUUCUUCCUUAUGAAACCUGUCCCUUAGGUUAGGGAAUAAAAGCUUUAACCAUAAUGAGCUGCUCAUUGGCUUACCAAUUCAGUGAAAUCCUCUUUGGGUUUUCUUUUUCCUUUUUUCCCCUAUGUGUGCCUCUGUGCUAUAUUAUCUUGUUAGAAUAAAGUAUGCAAAUCCAUCUUUGGCACAAGUGGAGUGAUUGAAACUGCAUUUGGCUGAAAUUGUCAGCUAAGCAUUCAAAUUUUCUUGGGCCACAUUUUUUACCAUUGUGUUGUAACCAAGAAAACACCUUUAAAAAAAAAAAAAAGCAUGAGAUUUGAAAAUUGGAUUAUCUUAACUUCCUUCAUUUCAUUUAACUAUUCAGUAGUUGGAGAGCAUGCUUUAAAAUAUUAGUGUAUAAGAAGGGCCAGAAACGCUUUGUAGCCAGUGGCACAGAAAGCAGGUAAGGAAAAAGCACAGUGUUACAUUUUCAAAGUUAAAUUUUUACAUACACAUAUGCACACCCAUACACAUCCAUACACACAACAGGUUGCUUGACUUCCUCUGUUUGAAUACUUUAAAUAUGUCAUGCAAAGAGAACAAUGAAAAGCAAAAAUGUUUAAGAUGGGCAGUUUUAAUUGAAAGCAUUUUGCUUCUUCAAAAUCAGUUUCUAUUUUAAAACUGGGCAGUGGCUAUAUUCAUAGAAAUACAUCUGCCUUACCAGUACCAUUUCCAGUCUACUUUUUAAAAACUGUUACCAUAAAUUAUUGAAGUUAUUACUUGCUGACUAUAUAACCUUUGCUUGUAUGUAACUGAAAAAAAAUGAUUUGAGAGCCAACAUUUACAAUACGACAAUGGAGCUGAACAGUUUUUAAUGCGCAAGCAGUUCUGUUCUUGUGUAUGACUUGUAACCUUAAUUUACUGUGUAAAGAUGGUUACAUUAUUUCUUUAGCUUUGUUUGUUUGGAGACAAAUAGAGAAUGCUUGUUUAAGUAUGUCAAAACAUAAUUUUAUCUUGUGAAUUUUUAUGUUAAUGUAUUAUACGAGCUAUAUUUUUCAUUUGCCCAGAAAGACAGCUUGUAUAACGCUUUGGAAGUUUUCUGCUCUGUAAAGUCUUUAGAGCUGACAGUCCUGUUAGGUUUGUUUUUAAUCUUCAUGCUAAAAGUGUCAAUGGUGAUUUUGUGAACUGGUCAGAAAAAUUCACAGGUCUUAAAUGUUUUCGGGAAAUUUAUAUUGGACACUGCUCUUUGUCUAGCAAAUAAAAGAUGUUAAUAUAUUCCUGUUACCGGCAUGUGCACGACUGUUAUUAGAAGCCACUUUAUCAUUUUCUUGCUUUAAAUAGAAAUGUCUAUUUAUGAAUUCUGCUUGUAGUUUUUUCACAAAUAAAAUAGUAACAUUUAAUUAAA